AUGCCCAGUUCCCGAGAUAAAUGCACAAGUAGCUCUGGGAAGGUGAGGGAGAACGUGGGCCCGUUGCUGAGUAAGGCUGGAGCCCUGGUGGCAAAGGACGCCGAAGAGGCAGAGGUGCCCAGUGCCGCCUUCUCCCCAGUCUUUGCUGAUCAGACCAGCUUUCAGCAAUGCCAAGGCCCUCGUAGCACCACAAGGAAGGUCUGGAGCAAUGACAGCUUGCCCUUGGUGAAACGGGACCGUGAUAGGGAAUGCAUAAACAGAUUGAACGGACACAAGCUCGCCGGCCUUGGUGGGAUGUACAAACAGCGGCCAAGGAAACUGGCUGAUGUCAUUGCAAAACCACGCGAGAAGAGAACUGAGUUAUAAUACAGUAAGAAAAACAAGAUGAUGGAUUCAAAAGGCUGUGCCCCAGUGAAUUCAAAGCAAGAUAUAAGUCAUCACAUAAAGGCUACAUCUGGUAAACAUUAUCUUUGUGGCUAUUGUGCUGCCUUCACAAACAUAGCAGUCACUUUUCCCAUCCAGAAGGUCCUUUUUCGGCAGCAGCUGUAUGGCUUGAAAACAAAGGAUGCAGUACAUCAGCUACAGAAAGAUGGGAUUCGAAAUCUCUACCGUGGCAUCCUUCCUCCCUUAAUGCAGAAGACGACGACUCUGGCUCUCAUGUUUGGGCUGUACGAGGAUUUCUCUUCGUUGCUGCACAGCCACACGAGCGCUCCCGAGCUCUUCACGCGUAGCGUAGCAGCGGUGCUCGCAGGGACCACCGAAGCUCUCCUUACCCCUUUUGAGAGAGUACAAACUUUGCUCCAGGACUACAAAUACCAUGAUAAAUUUACAAACACUUACCAGGCUUUCAAGAUGCUGAAAAACUAUGGCAUGAGGGAAUAUUAUCGGGGUUUGGUACCUAUUCUGCUCCGAAAUGGACCCAGUAACGCGCUCUUCUUUGGCCUACGUGGACCCAUCAAACAGUGUCUGCCUGAAGCAACCUCUUACAGCGCUCACUUGGUGAAUGACUUCAUCUGCGGAGGGUUGUUGGGUGCCGUGCUGGGAUUCUUGUUUUUUCCAAUGAAUGUUGUAAAAGCCCGUAUGCAGUCUCAGAUUGGUGGAGAAUUUCAGUCUUUCUCAAAAGUCUUUGUAAAGAUCUGGCUAGAACGUGACAGAAAACUGAUCCAUCUUUUCAGAGGAGCCCAUCUGAAUUACCACCGCUCAGUCCUGUCUUGGGGCAUAAUCAAUGCAACUUAUGAAUUCCUGCUAAAGCUGUUAUAA
Tinamus guttatus (white-throated tinamou) is the source of this 1260-nucleotide messenger RNA. NCBI's taxonomy places the organism in Eukaryota, Metazoa, Chordata, Aves, Tinamiformes, Tinamidae. The record is from RefSeq and is a predicted model, not a curated record.